This is a messenger RNA of Bubalus bubalis (water buffalo), 1988 nucleotides long. It is a transcript of the gene LSP1, whose product is annotated as lymphocyte specific protein 1. Gene Ontology annotation, molecular function: actin binding. Gene Ontology annotation, biological process: signal transduction. Lineage: Eukaryota; Metazoa; Chordata; Mammalia; Artiodactyla; Bovidae. The transcript is spliced from 11 exons. The record is from RefSeq and is a predicted model, not a curated record. Bases 389 to 1549 code for a protein of 386 amino acids.
CCUGACCUGCAGACCAGCUGGGGUCAGAGCAGCCAGUGAGCGCGGCCAGCGUGCCAGGCACCUGGGGCUGGCACCCCGUCUCCACGGGAGCCUCAGGAGAGCGCCUCAUGGCUCCUGGGUAUCAGAGAUGGCCAGAUGGGAUGUGGCCCCUGGGGGCAUCUCCUGGGGCUUGGAGCAGCUCAGUGCAGGUUGGUGGUGGGGGGGCUGACCCCCUGUAGGUGAGGGUUCAGGAUGAGAACCCCAGGCGGCCUGUGGACCAGUGGGGUGUUGGGGCCCUGGCCACGCGCAGCCGCUGAGGGGGACGAGACUCUGGUCCGUCCAGGAAGGCAAGGGCAUGGGGCUGUGAGGGCUGGCCGCUGCCCAUGACCCGCGGGGCAGUUCUGAGGCCAUGGAGGGGAAGCUGCAGCCAGGCGCUGUAUGCCCUGCGGUCCCAGGGCUCCUGUCCUGUCGGAUGACGGGAGCAGACAGGAGCGGAGAGAUGGACCAGGCAGGGUGGGGGCAGCGGGACCUCCGUGAAGACAGAGAGCUCGCCGCUCGGUGGAGUGUGGAGGAUGAGGAGGAGGCCGCCUGUGAGCAGCACCGGCGCGACACGGAGCGGCAGCUUCAGGCUCAAGACGAAGACGAAGGAAGCCCGUCCCCGGAGCAGUCGGAGCAGGAGAAACUUCUCAGCCCGCAGCCCUCGGAGGCUCCUGAACUGGACGAAGAUGAGGGCUUUGGCGACUGGUCCCAGAAGCCAGAUCAGCAGCGGCAGCAGCACUGGGGGGCUGGAGAGACCCCGGAUGCUGGGGACCCCUCUCAGGGCGAGAGUCUGGAGGGGAUGCAGGAGAACGACAGGCCCCGCCAGCGCACCUCUGGGAGCCAGGGUGGUGACAAGCUGAGUCCAGCUGAGGUCUGUCUGGAGGAGCUGCAUCUGAGCCCUGACUCAGAGCCCCGGGAGGGGCUGGCACCAGAGGCUUCAGAGCCCAGCGGGCCCCAGGAGCCCAUGCAGGGCAGCCCAGGGCUGGCAGAGACCAAGGAGGCAGAGGCGCAGCACCAGAGCUGCCGGCAGCCCAGGACACCCAGCCCCCUGGUCUUGGAGGGGACCGAAGUGGGCUCGCCUCCCCUGAGCCCCAGUACCAAACUCAGUGACAGGACCGAGUCCCUGAACCGCUCCAUUAAGAAGAGUAACAGCGUGAGGAAGUCCCAGCCGGCCCUGCCCAUCUCCAAGAUUGAUGAGCGGCUGGAGCAGUACACCCAGGCCGUCGAGAUCGCAGGCAGGACCCCCAAGCUCACCCGCCAGCCCUCCAUCGAGCUGCCCAGCAUGGCUGUGGCGAGCACCAAGAGCCGCUGGGAGACGGGAGAGGUGCAGGCUCAGUCGGCCGCCAAGUCCGCCCCCUGCAAGGAUAUUGUGGCCGGAGACAUGAGCAAGCGGGAUCUCUGGGAGCAGAAAGGAGGCCCCAAAACUUCGUCCACGGUCAAGAGCACCCCGUCUGGGAAGAGGUACAAGUUCGUGGCCGCCGGACACGGGAAGUACGAGAAGGUGCUUGUGGACGAGGGCUCGGCGCCCUAGGCCCCUCUGUCUGCUUUCCCAGGAGCAGGGCACAGGCCAGCAGCAGGUCCUGCUUUCCCGUCCGCAUGCCCAGGGGAGAACCCGGCCAGAUCCACCCCCCGCCCCCCGAACCCAACCUUGCCGAAGAAGCUGCUUCUCACGCCUGCCCUCGCCCCGCAACCCUGGCAGCUCUUGCUGCGGGGCCCUCCGACCGUGCCCUCCAACAUGGCACUCACUGCCCCCCACAGUUCCGGGAGGAGAGGAACUCUGGCUGUUGGUUGGUGAAGGGACGCCCUCCGGAGAAGCCGCAAGCUCCCAGGGAAGGUGCUGUCAGUGCUGGGAGCGGCCACGUGCCGGGGUCUCCAGGUCAAGAGCCACAACCCCUGCCCCGCCUGCACUGCCCCCCGCCCCCCGCUGGCAGCCCCUCCAGCCUGUCCAGUAAAGCUUCCAUGUAUCUCCA